CGGGGGAACUGGAGCUCGCGCGAGCAGAGAGAGAGCUGCGUCGCUGUCAGUGCGCGAGCUCAGCACAUCGCCUCAGAGUAACGGUUUUUUUCCUCCUUCUUCUCCUCAGGCUUCUGUGGUAAAGAAAAAAAAAACAAUUUCUGAAAAAUACGGUGUUUUCUCAGUGAUUUAUUUAUAAUAUUUAUUUAUUGUGUGAGCUUCCUGUGAAGUGGGGAAUACAUCGCCGUUUUCUUCGACCGAGAAAGCAGGGAUGUAGCGGUUAAAAAAUAGGAGGAUGCUGCUAACGCUCUGAGAUAGGGGAUAUAAAGCUCGGAGAUGAUGCAGCUGUGGUGUUUAAGGCACAAUGGAGGCUGAAGGGAAAAUCCUGAGGCUACAGAAAUGACCUCUCAGCAUCAUCCUCCUCAUCAUCUACUACACCUCUAAACGCAGAAGCGCUGAGAUCGGACCGGCUCUAAUCUAGUCAGAUCUGAUCUGAUCAGAUCUGCGGAACGUUUGUUUUAUUGAUUGAUUAAUUUAUUUUUGGUAAAUGGCUGCGGCACGGAAAAUCAAAACUUUGCUGACGGUGAACAUCCUGGUGUUCGUCGGCAUCGUGUUGUUCUCGGUGUACUGCCGGAUCCAGGACCGGUCCGAGGAGCUCGUGCAGCUCGGCAGGUCUGCGGAGGCGCGCGCUCGGACCCGACACGGCAAAGUUACCGAGACGGACCGGCAGUCCAUCCUGCAGAGGCUGGAGAGGCUGGAGGACGUGGUGUACAACCAGCUCAACGGCGUGUCGAAGGCGAUGGGGCUGCUGGAGGGUCCUGGAGGUCUCGGGCAGGGCGGAGCUGCAGCCACACUUGGGGGUGAAAGUCCAGAAGGCGGGGGCAAAUACGAAGAGUACGGCUACAACGCUCAGCUCAGCGAGCGCAUCUCCCUCGACAGGAACAUCCCCGACUACAGGCCUAAAAAGUGUAAACAGCUGGCGUAUCCUGACGGCCUGCCGCAGAUCUCGGUGGUGUUUAUCUUUGUGAAUGAAGCUCUGUCGGUGAUCCUGCGCUCCGUCCACAGCGUGGUCAAUCACACGCCUGCUCACCUGCUCAAGGAGAUCAUCCUGGUGGACGACAACAGCGACAGCGUGGAGCUGAAGUAUAACCUGGAUCAGUACGUGAAUAAACGUUAUCCUGGAUUAGUGAAGAUCGUGAGGAACUCGAAGAGGGAAGGACUGAUCCGCGCUCGGAUUCACGGCUGGAACGCUGCUACGGCGCCUGUAGUCGGCUUCUUCGACGCACAUGUGGAGUUUAACACGGCCUGGGCCGAGCCGAUCCUGUCCCGGAUAAAAGAAGACCGCACUCGGAUAAUCCUGCCUGCGAUAGAUAACAUCAAAUACAACACCUUCGAGGUGCAGCAGUACGCUAACGCCGCUCACGGCUACAACUGGGGCCUGUGGUGCAUGUACAUCAUCCCUCCUCAGGAUUGGCUGGAUAAAGGAGACGAGACCGCCCCCAUCAGGACUCCUGCGAUGAUUGGCUGCUCGUUCGUGGUGGAUCGGGAGUAUUUUGGAGAAAUCGGCCUCCUGGAUCCAGGCAUGGAGGUUUACGGAGGAGAGAAUAUUGAGCUGGGGAUGAGGGUGUGGCAGUGCGGGGGCAGUAUGGAGGUUUUACCCUGUGCCCGGGUCGCUCACAUUGAACGCACUAAGAAGCCCUACAACAACGACAUCGACUACUACGCCAAGCGGAACGCCCUGAGGGCCGCCGAAGUCUGGAUGGAUGAGUUCAAGUCCCAUGUCUACAUGGCCUGGAACAUCCCCAUGAAUAAUCCCGGCGUGGAUUUCGGAGACGUGUCGGAGCGAGUGGCACUGAGGAACAGACUGAAGUGUAAGAGCUUCCGCUGGUACCUGCAGCACGUUUACCCUGAGAUGAGGAUCUACAACAACACCAUCACUUACGGCGAGGUGAGGAACAGUAAAGCGAGUGGUUAUUGCCUGGAUCAAGGCUCAGAGGAUGAUAACAGAGCAAUACUUUACCCCUGUCACGGCAUGUCAUCUCAGUUAGCUCGGUACUCUACAGAGGGACUGUUGCAGUUAGGACCCCUGGGCUCUACCACAUUUUUACCAGACACUAAAUGUCUGAUUGACGAUGGGCGGGGUCGAACGCCGAGCCUAAAGAAAUGUGACGCAGUGUCACGAUCCUCACAGAGACUUUGGGAUUUCACACAGAACGGUCCGAUCAUAAACAGAGACACUGGCCGCUGUCUGGAAGUGGAGAUGUCUAAGGAAGCGAGUUUUGGGCUGCGGUUGGUUAUGCAGCGCUGCUCGGGACAGAAGUGGAUGAUUCGGAACUGGAUUAAACACCCCAGACACUGAGGGAGCUGAUGAACACACUGCCUCCUCUCUGUCUGCGUGACGGACUGACGCCUCAGCGGUCGGCCUGGGCACGGCGGUGUGUGUGUGUGUGAGAGCGUGCUCGGCCCGGACGCCGCAUCAGGCUGAGACGCUUUCUCAUCUCGUCAAGACGAGACGGCAAAGACGUAAAAACAAUCAUAUUUAGGAGUUAAUUGUUGAAGAGGAAGCUCUGGAGGAAUGCACAUGGUUUGCACAGUCAGCGUUUCCAAACAGACUGCUGCUGGAGUUAAUGAUAAAUUAACUACUGUUAUAGACUUACAGACUCAAACACAACAUUCUAAAAUUACAAAUACGCAAAACUCGUCAACGCUUUUCAAACCGCUCCAGUUCUGCUCUCGACUUCUCCCUCCAUCUUCCCUCGGGUGAAUCCUUCAGUCCCGUCUCAUGCCAUGAUCAGCUGUUCGGCGAGGGGUCAAGUCACGUCACUGUUUAAUCCCAACACCAGCUAACACACACUCUAACUAGCUAACACACAUGCUAACUAGCUAACACACACACACAUAAAACACAAAGCACACGUACUAACAUGUACUAACACUGUGUAACCCUGCGUUCACACUAGCAAGCGACAAAGCACCAGGUUCAUGUUUCGUGUAAGUGCGAAAAGCAACGUUUUAAUUUACGAUUAGUCACGAAUCGAAUGAUCCGAUUUCUUCCUAAAUGUCUACUCUUUACACUUUAGUUCGUAUCGGAGCGUACUGUAUCUGUAAAGCUGCUUUGUGAGAAUAUAAAUAAAAUCGAAUAUAAUUGAAUCAAAUCAGCGCUUAAGUCCCAUUUGACCGCAUUCGUCACUCAGAAACAGAUGAAAAGUCAGAGUCGUAUAUUUUCCUGGGUUUAUUUGUGAUAUCAGUGACGUUGAUGCUGAUGUUUAUGAACUUAUUGUUACAGUGUGUUUCCUGCUAUUUCAUACCUAAAAACACGACAAGCCACGCCCACAAUAAGUGCUGCGUAGCCUAGCUGACUAAUAGAGUCGCAAUUCUACAGUCAAAUGCACGUCGUGUAAGUCUGCGCUGGGGAAAGUCUUUUUCUUUCUUUUUGUUUUGUUUUAACUGAAGGUUAAAGGUCACUUUCGUAUCACUUCGCAAGACUGUUGCUGCGUCUCAAUUCGCCUUCUAUCCGUCCUAAAUAGUGUCCGAGGUUAGAAUUAUCGUGUCCCAAAAUCGCAGUAUGUUAAAAUGAGUGUGGAUCCGUGGACACUUUUUCAGCUUUUUUUUUACCCACAAUUCCUUUGCACGAAGGAGGAGGAGGAGUUUUGUGACGGAUCGCGUCACCGGAUUCAAGGACGUGUUUUAGAGAGGUGUAAAUGAAAUGUGGAAAAAGAAAUCACAGGAAUGGUAAAUUAAAUGAUACAGUAUAAACGAUAUCAGGAAUAAUGAAUGAAGAAAAGCUGAAAUGCGACGAGGAGUUUGUUUACGGCGACGGCGUGCGUAACCUAGGCAACAACGUUCCUGACGUGUUAGUUAGUACGUCCCAGUACUCGCAUUUUGCUCUUUUGCUACACACUCAGAAGUAUGUACUUUUUCUUUUUCUUCACAGAAAGGAGUAAAUAGUUCUAGUGCGCAGUAUAAGUAGGCGAACUGAGACGCAGGAAGUGGUUUUAAACGUAAUCAGCACAGACAGGUGUCAGGUGUGUCACGCUAAUAAUCUCUUCCUCAAACACUCCUGCUGCAGACUCCUGCUAAUGUCAUCCAGCUACAAUCAGCAUUUAACUGCACGAAUAAAACAACCUAAAAGAAUAAAGCUAUCCUUAAUCAGUGUUUGCUUUAACUAUGGAAAAGAUGAAAGUUUUUAUUACUGUUAACUCCAAACCCACAAGCGACAAACUGUCGUCAGUAUGAGCUAGCAUGAACGCAGGGUAACACUACAGCAUCAAGGGUCUUUCACACAGAUAUGAAAGAUCUGGUCCACCUGAGGUCAAGGCUGAGAAAGCCCAAAAACACAUUAACACUAUAACACUAGCAUACAUUAAAAACACUCUAACACACACACACUGCAUCACUGUUAGAGCAAACAGAGUGUAAACAGCUUCAUCAUUAUCACCAGCUGAACCCACAUAUGUGAAAACCUGCUGCGAUUUGUUUUUACACCUCCAAUCCUUUUAACUCUGACGAGGAGCAGGAAUAAAACUCGACUGUAACACGGCCAAGUCUGAAACGUUUUACACCUGGCAUCAACACUGGCAUUCGUUUUGCUUCCUGCUAACACUAUGCUUAAUGAAACAGUGUUAAUUUAGGGCUUUUAAGUGUCAUAUAUCAGAGAUUUCUCAUUUUAAUUACACAUUCAUCAGCAAAAUUCUUACACAAUGGGUUGUGUUUAUAUUUACAGUCGGGCCUUUAGAUAUAUUUUAUACAUCGGUUUAGAUGAUGGUCAAAGAGUGUGUAUGUUCAUGCACUUCUCAUUCAUUCAUUCAUUCAUUCAUUCAUUCAUUCUUUCAUCUCUUACCCCAAAAUGUAGUUGAUCAGCUGAGACAUGUUCUAUUUGCUUCUUUAGUUUUGCUCUGCAGCUCUGUGACUUAGCUAUGCAGUAUGCACAAUGAUAAAUUGGACACUCACAUGUAUUAUUUGUUAGCUACUUUACCCUUAUAGCUCUAGCGCAAGCCACGAAGCUGACAUGUUUUAUCCGAUCAGCUACAUUUGUGGUACAGAUGGACAUUGUACCUGUUUUGUUUCAGGCCAAGUUAUUCUUCUAAAUGUUUGUAUCGUUUCAUCAUAUAAAUCCUUUCAUCAUAUUGAGGUAUUGGGUAAUGUUUAAGAAAACGCCUUUUCGUAGUGACAUCGCAUUUACAUUUACGACGUCCUUCUUAAGUGACCGUGACGGAAUGACGGCUGAGACGGAUGCAGAUGCAGGGAAGAGUUUAAAGUUAAGAUAGUUAAGAGUUUUAUGUAAUGAGCAGGCGGACAAAUCCAAAACGUGAAUCAAAAUAAAUAAAAGAAACGAUACACAGGCAGAGGUCAGGCGAUGAUCAAACGACAAUAUCAGGGAUAAUCCAAUCACACGAACGAGGAAACGAAACUAGAUCACGACCCGGAGUAUCGUAACACAACGGAAAGCCUCGUUACGAUCAGACAGGCGAACGCCGUGCAAUACUUCUCCUGGAACAGAGAAACUCGAGGAUUUAAAUGCACAAAGAACUCAAGUGACUGAAAACAAGUCAACACGAAGGAGACAACCAGUGACAGGAGACAAGACAUGAAUAAAUAAAAAAACACUCGUGGCAACGUAAACAAACGCAUGACAAGACGGAAGAGUGCGCCGUAGCGCUGCGGGUCGCUAUGCGCUCGGCGUAACAGUCACAAGAAAUCAGUCAGCUGCUGAUUGAUGUAUCAGUCUCCUACUGUUAAAGCUUGUUUAUCUGACCUGAGCCAUCAUCAUCCACCACAUCAGCAGAAAAUAUACAUUAAAUCACAAAUAUUCUAAAGUAAACGCAGCUUCAACCACUAAACAAAAUGCAAGGCAUAACACCAGCAUGUCGACACCAUCAUCGCCACGCAAGCGUUAAUGCGAAGACGUAAUGUUUUAUUCGAGGUGCAGGUUCAUACCGGUUUAUUUCCCUUUCUAUACUGUGAACUCAAAACCACUUCAAAUCACUUUCUUAAUUUGUUAUUCCUUACGCGUCCUGCUUUAUGUGUUCACCCCGUCAUGAGUUGGUCCACCCUCUUUAUUUGUGUUAUCACACAACUGCAAUAAGCGUGUGGGUGUGUGACGGGGUGGACAUGUUGCGUGGUUUAUUCCCGGAGUUUUGAUCGGGCCGUAAUUAUUAGACGGAAAGGAAAGUAAAACAGCAGUAUAUUAGUGUAUCGCGAUGACCGGAAGGUAGUUUAAGGUGAUUAUUAUGUAAUAAGUUAAAAAUUAUACACUCAUUUACUACCUUGAAGUGAUAAAUCUGUGCUAAAACAUUUACACCGUUGUUCAGCUGCACUCUUUUCAAUCUCAGAAUAAACCCAAUAAUAACAAGGUCAUCGCUUCAUAAAGAGACAGCGUUCAUUUCACACACAUUUCACUCCGCAAUAGAUUUUACUGAAUGCGGAAGAAUUCACAGGUUCAAGCGUUAACGGGUUUAAGGUUUUAUUUUUUACCAAAAUGUUUUGACCUUGUGAACAGAUUUAAGACUGUGAUCAUUACAAUAAAGGAAUUUGAUCUUGUAAAAUAUUUUGAGGUUGUUAAUAGAAUUUGAACUUGUAAAGAGAUAUUCACAACAAAUAUUUAAGCUUGUAAAAAGUUUUUUUUAAUGUUGGAAAGAGAUUUAGAACUUGUAAGACGAAAAAAAAAAAAAAGAUCUUGGGCUUGUAAAAUGAUGACAAAUGUAUUAAAAGCUGCGGUUGUUUUCAAACUGCUGCGUAAAUGUAAUUUGUUUCGUAGAUGAACAUCAGUGAAGAGGUGAUUGGUAGAACUCUGAUCGUGCACACAUCUCUGCUUCUGCUUCUUGUUUGCUUGCAAUUAUGGAUUUAUGUCCCAAUGAGAAGGCCAUGCUAACACUGUCCAAUCAGGAGAUGACCCUGAAUAUCCAGAGAGGUGUGACUUGUGGAUGAAAAUCCUUCUCUUUCAUGGUGAGUCCCUGCAGAGAACCAGGUCAGUUUCAAUACUAAUGUAACUACCACUUUCACAGCUGGUUAUCCAUGUAACAAAGUUAGCUACGGUGAAAUCUGUAGAAUAUUAUAAACCUGUUUAGACCUUUCGAGUUCCAGGAUACAUCGGCAGGACCUAAUUGACCCUGUUCCUCACAACGUAGGUGUUAUCUACGUGUGGUUCCUCACACGGGGCACCAGUAGAGUAGGUCCUGUUCCUCACACGGGGCACUAGCAACAUACGUGCUGUUCCUCACACCAGUAAUGGAGGUGCUGUUCCUCACGCGGAGGACUAGGACUGUUCCUCACACCAGUAAUGGAGGUGCUGUUCCUCACACCAGUAAUGGAGGUGCUGUUCCUCACACCAGUAAUGGAGGUGCUGUUCUUCACACCAGUAAUGGAGGUGCUGUUCCUCACACCAGUAAUGGAGGUGCUGUUCUUCACACCAGUAAUGGAGGUGCUGUUCUUCACACCAGUAAUGGAGGUGCUGUUCCUCACACCAGUAAUGGAGGUGCUGUUCCUCACACCAGUGAUGGAGGUGCUGUUCCUCACACCAGUAAUGGAGGUGCUGUUCCUCACACCAGUGAUGGAGGUGCUGUUCUUCACACCAGUAAUGGAGGUGCUGUUCUUUAUACAGUGCACCUAUGAGGAAAUGAUGCUCUAUAAUAUUUAUGCAUAUUAAUAAUUUCAUUUAAGAACUAGAUACAAACAAUUUGUGUCAUUUGUGUUCUGUAUAUAAACAAGCUGUGUGCAAGCCUGCUCUGCUGUGUGUGUGUGUGUGUGUGUGUGUGUGUGUGUGUGUGUGUGUGUGUGCGGAUCUGUGUAAGAACAUUUUUGACUGAGAAUGUCAUGCUGCCACUGCCGUAAAAGGGCCACUGGGAAUUAUGCAAAUUAGUUCUGCCAAUGUCAUCCAAUCAGUUAAGGUUCUUUCUGCAUCAUGAGAAGUGACAGUUGUAACGGCUGCGUCUCGAAGCACCAAGCGAAAUAAAACAGCGAUGACUUUGAUGUGAAGAGGGGAAAUUAUGUUUCUCACUUUAUCCUUUCCAGUACUGCUCUUUCCUGACAUUUUUACUUCUAUAAACGUUGCACAAAUCCAUAUCUGCUUGUCAGGAGUCUAACACAAACAUUAGACUCCUGUCAGGUUAAUGGGUCAUUCUGGGAGAAUUAAAUAUCCACAAUGUCCCUUUAAGUCCAAAUUUACCACAGGCAGGACCACAGAUACGUAGAUCCCGGCGGACUGGAUCCCAGCAGUGUUGCAGAAGAAGAUCCACUUUCCUGAGACACAGUGUUCUGGAAAUAGAGUGACUUUGUUUACUUUGUGUUAUUGAGCACACCCUGUGAUGCAGUACCGGCUCACGAGAGCUUCUAUCACAUCCCAGCAUUAAUCAGGUAGCACUCAGAAUUUCACCUUCACCUUUUUUUGCUCAUCUUCAUUAAGAAGUCACUGUUAAACAAUACGUACGAUUGUGUUAUGAAUAAUAAACUGGUCCAAAUCGGAGUGUAAGUGAUGCUGAUUAAAAGACUGUCAUGUAGAACAGCUUAAAAAAUACAGAUUCUAGAUCCUGGAUUCUGAUUGGUCAGAAAAUGUUGAUUAAUUUUCUAUAACAGCAGCUCUGAAGGUAGUGCAGAUUUCUAUUAAUGCGCUCGUUCUGAUAUGUUAUCGUUUCUGUAGUAACAGCUCGCUCACGGGGCGCGUAUGAAGGAUGUUCUACAUAAACAUUAAAAAAUGUGUUACUUAACAAAGAAAAUGUAAAAUCAUUGAUAUGCAGGAAACUUCUUCAGAGAAACUUCUUCAGGAAACUUCUUCAGAAAUUUAGGAUUGAAUUCAGUGGCUCUCGUGGGAUUUGAACACACAACCAUCUGGUGUUACAGCACCAUAACAUCUGCACUACUGAUUCGUGCUGUUUUUGGUGCAAGAAUACAAAACCUGUUCUUUCUCAAGCCAGGAGGAUGGAGGUGUUGUCUGGAUUCUGAUAGGAGCUUAUUAUUAGGAGCGUAAUAAAUAAUAAAAGGGCGAGUAGAAGAUUAAUCGCAGAGCAUUGAUAAAUCAUUAAAACCGCAGGUGUAGAACAAAAUGACCUGCGCUGAGGUCAUUGAUUACUCCAGCUGCUCGAUAGAGUUUUUAUCUUCUAAUGCAGUUUGUGCGAUUGUGAUUAAUAGUUUCAUCGUAUAGAAUCUGAAACAGCGAGAGACUCAGUAAACAAACUGCAGUGUAGUCGACUACAUCAUGCUAACAGCUGUUAAAGCGCCACUUUAGCCUUUCACGACUUUGAACACAUUCUUAUCAUCAUUUAAUUUACAUUUUCUAAGAAGAACAUGUUUAUAAUGACCUAUAAACACAUAACAUGGUAUAAUGCUUUCAUAAGGGUUUAUACACAUAACUUAGCAGCUUCUCUGGGAACUUUUUUCAGUCCUACAGGAACUCAGGGAGUUCUACAGGAACUCAGGUAGUUCUACAGGAACUCAGGUACUUCUACAGGAACUUACGUAGUUCUACAGGAACUUCAGUAAUUCUACAAGAACUUCAGUAAUUCUGCAGGAACUCAGGAAGUUCUACAGGAACUCAGGUAAUUCUACAGGAACUCAGGUAAUUCUACAGGAACUCAGGUAAUU
Messenger RNA from Pangasianodon hypophthalmus (striped catfish), 9555 nucleotides. It is a transcript of the gene galnt9, whose product is annotated as polypeptide N-acetylgalactosaminyltransferase 9. Bases 527 to 2338 code for a protein of 603 amino acids. Lineage: Eukaryota; Metazoa; Chordata; Actinopteri; Siluriformes; Pangasiidae. The transcript is spliced from 13 exons. The record is from RefSeq and is a predicted model, not a curated record. Gene Ontology annotation, cellular component: Golgi apparatus.